UAAAACUCGUUUAAUUGGGUGCAUUAUACUCAAACGGUCAUGCCCUCUAAUUAUUAUUUUGUUAAUUAUCAUUUUAAUGAAUUCUACUCAUAUUAUUACAGCAUAAUGUUAGGGAACAGGUCAGGUUGAAGGUUCUAUUGCUAACUGGGCAACUAUCGUUGAAAUUUUCUGUAAAAUAACCUGAAUUGCUUCAGUAGCCAAAUGUCCUACUGUAUAAAGGGCAUGCCUGACACAUAUCUGAUGUAAACUGAUUUCAGCCAACAUAUUAGCCUGUGAAUAAAUAAGACAAGACCCUACACCACCAAGUUGUUUUCGUGCCCACAAUAAAUUAUGUUCACUAAUGUGAGUGACAGCCAGCCUUAGAUUACGUUUUUAUCAUAACUGAGCUCUGAUUUGUUUUCACUGGCCACGCCUUCAUUUCCCCGAGUGGCUCCCGAGAAUCUGCGCAUCUACCACGUUCAUGGGAAACCUUUAAUCUCGCUCAGACAGCAGACAGCAUCAAUUCCUUCCCAUCAAAGCCACAGAUAACUGAGAAUCAAGGCAGUUCCUGGCUCCAAACGUCUAAGUGACCAUUAAUCGAUUGUGUUGAGAGCAUGAAUCUCAGCCUCUCAGACCAGAGCAUGCACACGUCCAGUGAGGGCUACCUGGAGGAGGAAAAAGGUGAGCUGCUACACCCUUGUUUCCGAAGAAACGUGUACGAUGAUUCCCUGACUACCUACUCAAAUGGAUCCAUCAUCUCCCAGCUGCUGAGGAAAACUAUUCAGAGUAAAAGGGUCCUAGAGGACAAUCUUUUCUACCUGCCAGCCACUGCUGUGACCAGCUCCACCAUGGCCGACUCCAGCCAGGAGGACCAGAGCAGCAACUCCUCCAAAGAGAGCAUGGCAGAGCUGGCGUCUCCUGGCAGCCACCCCUCCGUCACGACCAGCCCUCAGGCCGACAGGCCCCUGAACGAGCACCUUCAGGCCAAACGUGCCCGGGUGGAGAACAUCAUCAGAGGCAUGGCAGGAUCUCCUAACGCGCGGAAUCCGGGGGAAGGGGAGCGUAGCGAGGCCGACGGCAGGGAUGCGAGAGAGGCCUACAGGGAGAACAAAAGGAAGCAGAGGCUGCCUCAGCAUCAGGAGCACAGUCUGGGCGGAGGCCUUGGCGUCAGCCGAGGGGGGAGCGGCAGUAAGGAAGAGGAGUGUCAGAGGCUCAAGGAGCAGCUGCAGACCAUGCAGAGGCUCCUCAGGCAGCUCCAGGAGAAGUUCUUCCAGGUUUACAAUCUGAGCGAUUCUGAGCAGGAGGACCGGGAGGAGGUGGGUCCAGCUGGGUCUAUAGAACGUGAAGACCUCGCGCAUAUCAAAGAACCCUUCGAAGGGUCUGACUCUGAGUUUCACAGGGACCAGGACGGUGAUUUUGAAAAGAGGAGGGACAGCAUUAAAGCCAGCCGAAGAGAUGCAGUAAAGACACACAGCAGCCAUUUUGCAUUUCUCAAGGAGGGCAAGAAUCUACCAGAGACGCUCAAGUAUGAGCUCUCCAAAGCUGUGAGUGAGAGUGUGGACUUGGUUUUUAAACAGUUCUCCUCAGCUUUUACUCCCCAGCUGCAAAUGGGGCAAAUUCCAGCCCAUGUUAAUAUAGGACCCGAGAAGAAGACCCAAAUAGCAUGUGUGCAAGAGCAGCCACACACUGAAGAUUCCAUGAAGACAAGGUCCCUGGAAUAUUAUGAGAGUGCUGAGGUGCAAAUACCUGAGGACCAGACAGAGGCACUUUCACUGGUGGUUCGUAAGCCACCUCUGAGCCACCCAAGUUCUAUGAAUCAAGCAGUGAAAAGACCCUACCCGGUUCACCAGGCUCCCUUUCAGUUCAGCUACAGCACCCCCAUUCAUGAGAACCAGAUUCUGGAGCACCUCCUCAAGUAUGGCCCCCACGGCAAUUUCGGAAGCCUCCCGUGUCUGCCCCCACCUGUGGACAGGUCCUCCCCAGAUUCGGUAGACUUGCCGUGGGACACCAUUUCUGCCAGGCCCAAGGUGAGCUCCACUCAGAUGGCCCACCAUGCCCGAUCAACAGCCUUGGGACAGGUGUCGAUGGAUAGCCUUUGCCUCCCUCAUGUUAAGAUGGAAUGCGGGGAUCUGCAGAGCCUGGCGGAGAGAAACCCUUAUAUGUCGCUCAAUAUUCAGGAAGGUCUGACACCCAACCAUCUGAAGAAAGCGAAGUUGAUGUUCUUCUACACCCGCUACCCAAGCUCCAAUGUGCUGAAGACCUUUUUUCCUGAUGUCAAGGUAAGCAAAUUCAACCGCUGCAUCACCUCCCAGCUGAUCAAGUGGUUCAGCAACUUCCGUGAGUUCUACUACAUCCAGAUGGAGAAGUUUGCCCGUCAGGCCAUCGUGGAUGGAGUGAACAACGUGAAAGACAUGUCAGUCACCAGGGACACCGAGCUGUUCCGCGCCCUCAACAUGCACUACAACAAAGCCAAUGACUUCCAGGUUCCAGAGAGAUUUCUUGAGGUUGCUGAAAUCACACUCCACGAGUUUUUCAACGCCAUUUCCUUGGCCAAAGACACAGACCCUUCGUGGAAGAAAGCGAUCUACAAGGUCAUCUGUAAACUGGACAGCGAUGUCCCCGAUGAGUUCAAAUCAUCCAACUGUGCGUAGAAGGUGCACAACAUGGUGUAUGUUUACUAUGAUCUGGUAAAAAAAAAAAAAUGAUGCGUCUUGCUGUGGAUGUGCAGUGCACUCUUGCUGAUCCCGAGAACUCGUGAAUUACUCUGUGUCUUGAAGGAGAGCCCUCAUCACUUCUGUUUUAAUUGGAUGUUGUAUAUUUAUGUAUCAGAUACAUCAGUAGUUGUAUUGCUGGAGGAGUGGUUUAGCACAUGUGAAGCUCUAUAACUGGACAAAUUAUAAUAUUAUUGACUGGUUGGUUUGCCACAUUCAGUAUAGGUAUGUGAGUAUACCUUUGUCCUCUGAUGAGAAGGUGUGUGACUCCUGGAGGAGUGUUUCGCCAGUGAAUGAAAGAAAAAAUAAGGAUUUGUGUCUCCUCAGACUAGGAUUUUUCUAUUUAUUGAACAACUGAUUUGGUUGGUAAUAAGAAUUGAACUGUAACGAAUCUGUCAUGAAUCUGUUGCUAUAAGCCACAGUUGAUGCACAAGUGGCUUUGAUCUACAGUAGAUCAUCGGGAAAUAACAAGCCAUGACAGAAUGAAUGACCUGCACACUUAAUCUCAAAUUCACUUAAUAAUGCCCUUAUGUUCUUAUGGUCAUAAUCCUGACUAGUCUAGCAUUUCCAUCACCCACUGCCAGGGGCAAGAGGGGGCACUGGAAUUGGCACACAAGGAUAUUUUUGGCUGGCCAGCCCUACAAAGGCGAAUGUCUGUGACUGAGUGAUGAAGUUACACCAUUGGUCGGCCAAGUUAUGAAGUUACACCACUGGUCGGCCGGAGAGGUCCAGCCAUAUACUAGGUUUUGACCUGGUCUUGUUCACCAACCAACAUCAUCAUUGUUCUUCAGAAUUUUAUGAGAUUCUGCUCAGUAGCUUUUUGCACAUCAUAACCACUCUCUCUAUUGUGAUCCUAAGUAUCUGAUAAAUGAACCAUUAUGAUUUUAGAGUUUGAGUAUGGUUCUCCCUUCAUGGAUUUCAACAAUUAGAAGAUGAUGGAUGACUCUUACCUUGUAUAAACUGUGCUGUAGAUAGAUGAGAACUAUUGACAAGGUUUGAGUGACAUCUUUGUUCUUUAAAUAUUUUUAGUUAUUGCUCAAAGGUAAGUGGCUCCUGCAGGAAGUGAUAAGCAAAUGCAGCAUUGCUGAGACGUGUUCUUUAUGAAUAUAUAUUUAAAGAUGGUUUUUAUCUAUGAAAGAACAGUUUUUGGAAGUUUUUAUUUUUUUGAAGAAAAUGUCUGGAUUUUGGAGUAGUGAUAUGUAUAGUGCAAGUAGUUUGCAGAAUAUUUGUGCCCAUUUGCCAGAGGCCUUUAGAUGUCAGUAGUGGAAAGUCCAUGUAGAGGCCAAUGCAGUUUUCUCCUCGUGUGAAAAUUCAGUUUUGGGGUCAAAUUAUUGGCCCACUAAAUGGAACUUAUGAAAAGGUGUUCAUGUGGACGUUAUACUUGGAAACUCCACCACAGCAUUUUGUCAGUGCUGUGGUCGAGUGGUAACAUUAUUUCCAAUCAGGGAUAAACAUUCUACACACCUCUUCUACACUUUUUUUGUUUCUAUAGUCAGUGCAAUUUAUUCUCUUAAGUUUACAUUUUUGUAGUGGUUUCUUAGGUAGGCAAACUGCGACAAUAAAGCUAUGAUUCGUUAUUUU
Molecule: messenger RNA, 4271 nt
Organism: Anguilla anguilla (European eel)
Lineage: Eukaryota; Metazoa; Chordata; Actinopteri; Anguilliformes; Anguillidae
Gene: prox2
Product: prospero homeobox 2
Exons: 5
Coding region: 594-2630 (678 amino acids)
Biological process (GO): regulation of transcription by RNA polymerase II
Cellular component (GO): nucleus
Molecular function (GO): DNA-binding transcription factor activity, RNA polymerase II-specific; RNA polymerase II cis-regulatory region sequence-specific DNA binding
Source: RefSeq, a predicted model, not a curated record